This is a messenger RNA of Peronospora matthiolae, 1977 nucleotides long. The record is from the annotation of a GenBank genome assembly. Lineage: Eukaryota; Oomycota; Peronosporomycetes; Peronosporales; Peronosporaceae.
AUGGAGCUCAAAGACUUGGCCCCGCGGCUGCUCCUAAAAGAACGUGCAAAUGGGGACAUCGAUCCAAAUGUUCUGACGAACAUCUUACGUGGCGGCAAAGCAGCGAACGACCGUCGGAAACACCUCAUCCAGAUAAUUGCGAGUCAUCCUGUCCUCUCGGACCGCGACAUGAUGUUCCGGAACCACACGGAGCGCUACGAGUUUGGCUUGAAGAAAGCGUUUUACUAUGUGAAAUUGCUCCAAGAAGGCAAUUACAGUGACGAGGAAGAUCAGAAGGUCCUGUACAAGGCCCUAAGUGAACCUUUGGGCGUGGACGUGCAUCGAGCCAUGUUCAUUCCGACGCUGGAGAACCAAGGGGACGAGUUGCAGCAAGCCAAGUGGCUGCCAUUGGCCAAGCAGUACAAGAUCCUGGGAGCUUACGCUCAGACAGAACUUGGGCACGGAUCAAACGUGCAGGGCAUCGAGACCGUCGCGACUUUUGAUAAGGCCACACAAGAGUUUAUUCUGGACUCGCCCACGCUCACAAGUCGCAAGUGGUGGCCGGGAGGACUUGGCAAGACCGCGAAUCAUGCGAUUGUGCAUGCGAGGCUGACUUUGGAUGGAAAGGAUGUGGGCGUGCAAGCUUUUUUGGUCCAGAUUCGGUCAAUGCACGACCAUAUGCCGCUACCUGGGAUCGAAGUGGGGGACAUUGGUCCCAAAGUCGGAUUCAAUGCCGUUGAUAAUGGCUACUGUGCGUUCCAUAAGAUACGCGUCCCCCGCGAAAACAUGUUGAUGCGCUAUGCGAAGGUACUGCCAGAUGGUACGUUUGUUAAACCCCAGAGCGACAAGUUGGUGUACUUGACGAUGGUGCGGAUUCGAGCAUACCUGAUCGAGACGCUGGCAACAUUCAUGGGAGCGGCUGCGACCAUCUGCACUCGCUUUAGUGCUGCGAGAAUCCAAGGACGAACACCAGAUCUUAAGGGUGAGUUCCAGGUGCUGGACUACCAAAAUCAGCAGCACGAACUCUUCCCGCUGCUUGCGAUUUCGUAUGCUGCUCAUUUUGCGGGGAACUCUCUUAAAGAGCUGCACGACACGGCUCUGGAUGCAAUAAAGAAGGGCGAGCCAAGGUUUGGCGCCAAGUUGGCUGAGCUGCAUGCUGUAUCGUCUGGACUCAAGGCCUGGAUUGCCGAACACGUAAGUGAUGGCAUUGAGACGUGCCGCCGCCUGUGUGGGGGUCACGGAUUCACCCAGUCCAGCAACCUCUCGCACAUUUUCGCCGAGAUUGUCGGAGCUAACACAUACGAAGGUACCUUUGACGUGCUCGUGCAACAGCAUGCACGCUAUCUACUAAAAACGCUGGCAUCACUUCCAGCAAACGAGAAUUCCACCAAGUUUUUGAGCCAGGUGACGCGCUACAGCGACAGUAAGCUCCGUUGCGACGCUGAGACUCGUGAAGAUUUUGAUAAUCUGGAUUUACUUCUGGAAGCCUUUCAAGCGCGAGCUGCGCGCAUUACCCUCAUGCUGGCUAGCCAUAUGAGGGCUGCAAACAAUGACGGCAACGCGUGUAUGGUGCUCAUGGCUCGAGCGUCUACCUCCCACGCCGAAUUGAUACUGCUCGAAUCGUUUGUUCAUGGAGUUCGAAACAUACCUCCCGGUCGCGAGCAGCAAGCAGUAGCGCGGUUGUGUUCGCUAUUCGGAGCGUGGCUUAUCAUUAAAUCACUCGGAGACUUUCGGCAGCAUGACUAUCUGUCCACCGACCAGGCGGACCUUGUCCGCGAGCAAGUCGUUCACCUGCUUCCAGUCAUUCGCAAAAACUGCGUGCUGCUUACAGACGCCUGGGACUUCAGUGAUUUUGAGCUGAACUCCACAAUUGGGCGCUACGACGGUGACAUAUAUCGUGCUUUGGUGAAACGGGCUGCUGACGAGCCGCUGAACAAGACGCAAGUUCCGAAGGGCUAUACGAAGUACUUGAAGCCGCUGAUACGAUCCGAUUUGUAG